CCGGUAGUAAAUUAACUAUUUAGUAUUUACUAUUUAAUACAUAGAUUAGAAUACCUUAUUUAAUAUUUAAUACAUCCCAGGAUUUCAGAUUAAGUAGCGUGUUUUAAACCGUGGUUCAUAUUGACAAUUAGUUUUUUGGUUCGAUUUGGCUGUUACUAACGACAUUAACUAUUGUUAUUUGUUGUCUGUUAGUACAAACUUUAGUUUAAAAAUAUUUGUCAUUAAUUAUUGUGUUUUUUUAAUUUCUAUCGGCUCGGCAACUCGUCACUCGUAUGUCGACAUCGUGUUUCGUAUUUUCGCCUGUGAAUAUAUAAAAUGUAAACACUGAACAGUGAAACUGAUUAAUGUUUGAUUAUUUUUCUCYGUUUAUUUCGUUUCCACAGCUUAAGUUUGAAGUUACGAACUUUAAAAAGUUUCCUUACCUCAUAUUCAAUCUGUGAAUAUCUGCUAUUAGUUUCAAAUUGAAUUAAAAAGAUUUUUGUAAUUGAAAUAUUUUACUUCAAAAUGCGUAUUAAACUAAACCUUUUGCAACUAACCCCGGACAGGAAUCCUUCAGUUUACUGGCUUCACAUAGAUAAAACUUGUAUUAGAUUAAUUAAACAUUUGAAAGAAAAAGUACGAAAAGUGUUGAGAGAAUCUCGUGAUAUAGAAUUAUGUUUUGACAAUGUACCAUUUCUGGAUGAAGAUGAUAUCAAUGCAAUUAAUGAAAAUGAAGAAAUAGGUGUUAUUCUGAAAAAAAGAAACAUUUAUGAUGACCCAAAAUAUAUCCAAACUGAAUCAAAUACUAUUGAGCUUGAUACGGAGUAUGAUAUGAUUCCUGCUAAUAUCAAUGGAGAUUUUUCCCCUAGUAAAGUGAAUAACCUCAURGAUGGAGCAUCCAAUAAUGAUAAUAAAAAUACAACUUCAUCCGAACUAUUAAAAAUACCUAAGAAAAGAGUUCGUAAGAGAACACACAAAAAAAGCAAAAAAAAUAUUGAACAUAUUGAAAAUGAUUAUGUAGGUACUUUAUCARAGACUUCUAUCACAUCCUCAAAGGAAGCUAGUAUAAUGCACAAACGUUUCAAAUUAGAUAAURGUGAAAACAAUGAACAAGAUGUUUGUUCUCCUUCCAUGAAUUCUGAAGAACCAAAUCUUCAUGUAACAAGAGAAGUUUUUCACUGUGAUUCUUUAGCUUUAAAUUCUAAAGAACAAAAAAAUACAACCCCACCUAUUUGGAAAAAUGAAAAACCAUUAAAUAUUAAAUUCAAUAAAGUUCCAGUAUUUGUACGUGGUCAAACGUGUACACCAAAGACUUCCUCUCAAAAUAGUUCUUAUAUUGAAAAUGAAAAUAAUCAAUCUAAUGAUAGCAUUAUAAGUGAUAAUUGUGAUAUGUUAGUAGUAGAUUGGAAGAACAUGUCUCAGAUUAAA
This is a messenger RNA of Diuraphis noxia (Russian wheat aphid), 1407 nucleotides long. RefSeq lists its product as uncharacterized. Lineage: Eukaryota; Metazoa; Arthropoda; Insecta; Hemiptera; Aphididae. The record is from RefSeq and is a predicted model, not a curated record.